This is a messenger RNA of Strongylus vulgaris, 374 nucleotides long. NCBI's taxonomy places the organism in Eukaryota, Metazoa, Nematoda, Chromadorea, Rhabditida, Strongylidae. The record is from the annotation of a GenBank genome assembly.
AUGGUAUUCCUGAUGAAAUGCCCUUCAGGUCCAAGUCGUCAAAAUCUCACUAGGAAAACCAGUGAAGAAGAAAAGGUAAAUCAAAAUACAGUAGUGUCUGGUGUCUAUGCGCAAAUAUUUGAUGUUCAGAUGUCUAUCCAAGUCGAUUCUCGCGCCAGCCCUAUGAAGCCUGAAGGGCCAGUUGCAGUCGAGGAGUAUUUCUUUGAAGGAGCCGAGAAAUUACUGGAAUUAUGGUUUGGAAACAAAAACACUAAAGACGCUUCACUUCGCCUAAUUCCAAGAUUUGAACUUGAUGCUAUGUUGGACAUCGCCAGAUGCAAGGUACUGCACUCGGCGCACACUGACUAUCUCGACAGCUACGUGCUGAGGUGAAU